AUGGCCCCCAACAUAGACAAAGAGGCGGAGCAUCUCCGGAACAAAGCCAGAAAGGAGCUCCUCGGAUUGCUUGAAGGCGUCCGCGGCAAGAAGAACUUGGUCAUAGGAAAGGAUCUUACUGGGCUGCUUAGCCUGUUCAUUCAAUUCCCAACGCUCAAAGAGUAUGGUGUGGACAAAGUCUUCGAGCUCGAAAAUGGCAACACCGACUCUUCACAGAGGAACGUCGUCUAUCUUGUCCAUGGAGAGAAGGCCAGCCUAGUCCAGGCUGUCGCAGAGCAAAUCAAGAAGCUCCAGAGAAAUGGAUCUGUCGAGCACGAAAUCUCAGUGUGCUGGGUGCCGAGAAGAACUCUGGUGUCGAACAGAAUCCUAGAGGAUGAGGGCAUACUGGGGGAUGUCAAUGUGUCGGAGCUUCCUAUAUACUUCCUCCCCUUGGAAGACGACAUGUUCUCACUGGAGGUGGAGGACGCAUUCAAUGAUUUAUACCUACGACGCGAUCCUUCCCCUCUGUAUCUGGCCUCGAAAGCCUUGAUGCAGAUUCAACAACGACAUGGUUUGUUUCCACGGAUUUUGGGCAAAGGAGAUAACGCCAAAAAGCUUGCAAACCUCCUCCUCCGAGGACGAAAGGAGCUCGACGCGGACGAAGCCGCGACCCAGUACACCACCAUGCCGAGCACCUCAAUCGAGCAGCUGAUCAUAAUCGAUCGAGAGGUCGAUUUCGCCACUGUCUUGUUGACCCAGCUGACCUACGAAGGCCUGAUUGAUGAAUUGGUCGGUAUAAAGCACAAUCGUGCAGAAGUGGACUCGGCCAUUAUCGGCGCAGCUCCUCAGCAGCGAUCACAGGUUGAUUCUUCCUCAACAUCUCCGGCCCCUGCCGUCCGUCAAGGUCUCAAACGUAGGAUCCAGCUAGACUCAUCCGACUCGCUGUAUGAACAGUUGCGCUCCUCCAACUUCGCCCUGAUUGGACCUCAUCUGAACAAAAUAGCGAGACGACUAGAAUCAGACUACGAAGGUCGCCAUGCCGCUCGCGGCAUCAACGAGUUGAGAGACUUCGUCAACAAGCUACCAGGUUUCCAACAGGAGCACCAGUCAUUGGCCAUUCACACUAACCUGGCAGACGACAUGAGCAAGUAUACUCGGUCCGAAGCCUUUAACCGCGAGCUAGAAGUACAGCAGAAUAUCGCAGCGGGAACAGACCCAAUCUACCAACACGAUACUAUCGAGGAGCUGAUCGCCCGCGAUACUCCCUUAUCUUCUGUCCUCCGACUUCUCUGUCUCGAGUCAGCCAUAGCUGGGGGUCUGCGCUCGAAGGACUUGGAGUCCUUUCGGCGGCAGAUCUUGCACGCCUACGGCUUCCAGCAUCUCCUCACUUUAGAUAAGCUACAAGCGAUGGAACUUCUGCAGCCUCGCUCGUCCAGCUCGGCUCUGCUCCUCCCAGUCGGUGGCGGAGGGCCCUCGUCAGAGAAAGGCACAAAAACAAACUAUGGCUAUCUCCGCAAGGAGCUGAGGUUGAUUGUUGAUGAGUAUAACGAACAGGAUCCCGAAGAUAUUGCAUAUGUGUAUUCCGGCUACGCUCCCCUGAGCAUACGCAUUGUGCAAUGCAUCUUACAGAAACAAUAUCUUCAAACCCUACACAAGUCGCCGUUGCCCCUCACGUCUUCUAGUACAGGAUGGACGGGUUUCGAAGACAUGCUGAAGUCUGCAAGGGGACCAACAUUUAAUCUUGCGCAGAAACCUGCCGAUGAGAAGGCAUCGAGGGCGAAAGCUGCGCUUGCGGGCACGGGCAAUUGGAAGACUAUCUUUGUCAUGUUUGUGGGAGAGGAAGAAGAUCGUCAUUUGCACCACUGGCAUCAUUAG
Messenger RNA from Fonsecaea nubica, 1854 nucleotides. RefSeq lists its product as hypothetical. Gene Ontology annotation, biological process: vesicle-mediated transport; intracellular protein transport. Gene Ontology annotation, cellular component: fungal-type vacuole; CORVET complex. Lineage: Eukaryota; Fungi; Ascomycota; Eurotiomycetes; Chaetothyriales; Herpotrichiellaceae. The record is from RefSeq and is a predicted model, not a curated record. Bases 1 to 1854 code for a protein of 617 amino acids. The transcript is spliced from 5 exons.